Paramecium octaurelia is the source of this 1492-nucleotide messenger RNA. NCBI's taxonomy places the organism in Eukaryota, Ciliophora, Oligohymenophorea, Peniculida, Parameciidae. The record is from the annotation of a GenBank genome assembly.
UUAUAAGGGAAUUUUUGUAUGCAAACUUAUAACCCUGAUGGUUAAUUUGAGUCAGUACGAGAUAUUGAUAGAGACCUCAUUACAUAACAAACUCUGGAGAAUCAUCUCCCACCAUAAAACCCUCUCCCACCUCCAUUAAAACCUAUUAAUCCAGAGUUAAAAGGCAAUGUAUUAUAAAUCCACUAAAAAAGAUCUUUCGUGAGAUGAGCAUUAAUAGAAAAAGUGAAGGAUUUCAAUAAUUCAAAUAAUCCGAAGAAUUUAUCCUUACUAAUGCAAGGUAACACUUACUUUGCUCAGAUACUGUCAUUGAAUAACUAGACCUGAGAGUACUGAUCUCAGACAGGAGUCUCUAAGCAAUAAUAUCCUUUUUAAAGGAUCGUAUCGCCUAAGAAUAAAAUAAUGUGAAAUUAUUAACUCAUAAAAAUCCUUCAUUUCUCUCAAUCUUUAAAGAUUAAGAUUAAGUCAUCUAUCCUAAAUUUUCAGCAUCAUUAGAGCAUCUCAACUAGUUGCAUUAGGCCCAAGGCAAAUCACUUUCAAUAUUGGUAACAAAUAUGGAAAAAAUGAUAAAGGAGAAAUUCGAAACAAACCUCAGUGCAUAUUCUAACAAUAUCAAUGGAAUAGUUGCUAAAAUCAAAGCGAAAAGAAAGUCGGGGAGGGAAUAGCUGGCUAUUCUUACUGAAAGAAGCAAGAAAUUUUAUAAGUUGUACAAUGAAAUGAUGAGCAAUGGAGGUAACCAUAAGAAAAGGUCUAAGGACUUGUUUAAUUAAGAAAGAAAGUUUAAGAACGCUAUGCAUUAACAAGUCAUUUAAUUGACUUAAUUAGGAGAGGAUAUUAUUGCCUAUUAUAAUGAGAUUAUCAAAUAAGAAUCUUAAAGAUUAGAAAUUAUAUCUGUAGGAAUGAGAUAUUAUUUGGAGAAAUUUCAUGAAACAUAUUCAGGUACAACUCCAAGUGCCUAGGUUUAAUUGGUCUUAUAGAAAUUUAAAGAGUAUAAUUCAAUAGAGGAAAGUAGUUAAAUAGUUUUUAAAGACGUGGGAUUUAUUAAGGAGGUUUUAAAAUCACAAGAGAUUGGGUUUCCUCAAAUAAAAUAUUAUUUAACUUAGUUUCCAGGAACAUUAUUAAAACCCACGAUGCCUUAGACAAAUCCAUUUAUAUUAAAGUUUUUUUCUAGAUUAUAAAGAGAUGUUGGAUCAGUGUUGACGAAAUGGUAAAAUUGUUUAGCGAUAGUAUCAAUAGACAGAAACAUUUUAUUGUAUGAUAGUGAGGACAUGACCAUUCCGAAUCAAAAGGUAAGUAUUGAUUCUAAUUGUUUUAGGCUUCGAUAAAAUUUGUAUUGGAACAUACUCAAUUGAUUUUGAAGCCAAAGUAAGCAUUAGUGGCCGAAUUAAAAUAGGUGACUCCAGGAUUUAUGUACAAUUCAAAGGAGAGCGUAGUGAUAAAGUUUCAUAGUUAGGAUGAUUAUGAUGAAAUGCAAUUCUAUUUAGCAAAUUAAUGA